AUGGAGGCAUCUGCUGCCAGCUCCCUCUUUCUUCAAGGGUUGGUCGAUGACUACGGAUACAAAUAUGAGCCAAGACGCUUCCACAAAGGCUCCUCGGAAGGCAGAACUUCAAGUGAACAUGAGUCUCUGGAAGGCAGCGAUAUAAGCGAGAAAUCCCUGCUCAAGCUGAUUGAGAAUUUCAUCACUUACCUCGAACAUUUCUACUGCCAUCUCCGACCAAGGCAUCACUAUGCUACUCUUCGCUACAUCACAUAUACCGCUCUAGGGAUGCACCAUUCUUGUUGCAUAGACAAGGAUCGUCGUCGCGCGUGUGAGAAUCAUCUUUAUCCUGUUGAAGACGUGUGUGAUUACGACGAAAGUCACAAGUUGGAGCUCCUUGAAGAUCUUUUGGAAGAGUUUAAUGGAAGUAUUACAUCCAUCCUUGAAGACCCCGAAAAAGAUGUUCGCGAUCUCAUCUACUUCUGGGAGCGAACUUGGGUUAGACGGAUGGUCGAGGUUCUAGAUAUCCUUGAAGGGGACGAUUUGCCGGAGGAUGAGAGACGUGGGGCCGAGGAGAUUGGGGUUGUGUGGGAUAAUGUAGGACCGGAACCACCCGUAGUGAUGGGGAACCCCUAUCACAAAUUCACGAUAGAAUAUUGGUUAUAUGAGCUGAGAAAGAUUGAGGAGGAAUGUUAA
Fusarium tjaetaba is the source of this 675-nucleotide messenger RNA. Its product is annotated as ankyrin repeats (3 copies) domain protein. The record is from RefSeq and is a predicted model, not a curated record. NCBI's taxonomy places the organism in Eukaryota, Fungi, Ascomycota, Sordariomycetes, Hypocreales, Nectriaceae. The coding region runs from base 1 to 675 and encodes 224 amino acids. The transcript is spliced from 2 exons.